This is a messenger RNA of Chlorocebus sabaeus (green monkey), 10930 nucleotides long. Lineage: Eukaryota; Metazoa; Chordata; Mammalia; Primates; Cercopithecidae. The record is from RefSeq and is a predicted model, not a curated record.
UUAUUAACAUAACCUUUUAAAACUUUAUGAAAAUCUUUAAACAUAUGUAGUAGAGGCUAGUUUAAUGAACUCCUUGUUAGUUCUUUGACAAUUGUCAACUGCUAGCCAAUCUUGUUUCAUGUAAAUCUCCUUCUGUAUUAUUUUGAAGCAAAUCUCAGACAUCGUAUAAUUUCUAAAUAUUUUAGUAUGAUUUAGUAUGAUUCUCUAAAAGCUAAAUAUUCUAAGAAAAAGGGUUUUCUCUCCGAAAAGAAACACUAAACUAUUUAGGGGUAAAAGAGAAUGUUGUCUGUAACUUUCAUAUGGUUCAGGAAGGUCUGGGUAAAGAGUAUACAGGAAUCUUUUUUUUUUUUUUUUUGCACUGUUCUUGCAACACUUCUAUAAGUUUGAAGUAUUUUGAAAUAAAAAGUUUUACAAAUGUAUAUUACUUUUAAAAUAUACUUUUAAAAUGUGGAUUACUAAAAAAGAAAAAUAACCACAGUACUAGACCACACCAACAAAGAACAAUCAUUCUUUAAUAACAGCAGAACAUCAUAGCAUUCAAAAAUGAAAGGUCAUCUUUUAAAAAACCAAUUUAUUUGUUCAAGGCUCAAAUCCAAAUAAAGUCCAUACAGUGCAACUGACACGAUUAAAUUUUAUUUAAUUUAUAGGUUUCCCUCCUCUCUUUUUUUCCUUGCUAUUGCUGUAAAAAUUUUUUUGAAGAAACUGUUUGUAGAGUUUCCUCCUAUCUGAAAUCGGUGAUUACCUCCCUUGGUGCUGUUUUAUGUGUUUCUCUAUCUCAGAGAGUUCCUGUAAAUUGGGAGUUUACAUCUACAGACUUGAUCAGAUUUAUAUUCCUUUUUUUUUUUUUUAAGUAGUCAACAUUUCAUAGAUUUUAUGUAAAAAUCCUGAUUCAGGCUCCCUUAGGAAGUGCUGCCACCUGGCAACAAUUGGUCCAGGGUUGAGUAGCCACCAUCCCCAUUCCCCACCUCCCAACCCCAUUUAGGUGGGACUUGAAUUCUCCUGCAGGCCAAAGUUCAUGCCACUUCCCAUAAGCAGUUUCACACAUUUAUCUGCCUGGCUCCCACAGGCAUGGGAAGUUGACACCCCUAUUCUAAACAUUGCCUCUUCAGGGGCUUUGGUAGAUUUCCUACCAAACACACACAUCACACACAACAAGUGGCCUUUCAAGAACAUAGUAGAGAUGAGAAAAAAUGAUUUGGAAAGAGACUUCCUUAAAGUGCUUGAAGGGAAAGUGAUAAGCAGCCAAACUGGGGGAGGCCGAGUUACAGAAUUUGGUGAGAACACAGGUUGAGGGAAAGAGGAAAAAAAAGUAAAACCAUGAAUUAAAUUAACAGAGUGCUGCUAGUAUGAGAGUUGGAAUGUGUUAACAGAUUCCUAACCAAUAGUAGGAAACAAAGACAGCAAGUUGGCUUAAAAAAGAUACUUUAGUCUUUUAAUAUAUUAUAAUAUUGAAACCUUAAAGAGAAGAGAUUAGUAAGUGUUAAAUUGGCCAAGAGUCCUAGUCAGAAAGUGCAAGCAGGCAGUUGUAGGAUAACAAAAAUCAGUGUGGCGAUUAAAUGAAUGAGGUAGGAAAACCUUCUAGAAAAGGCCCGUGGAAAAGAAUCAGGAACCAUACUGUGGGAAUGGUGAAGAAUUCAUGGAAAUUUAAGAGAAGAGAUAAUCUUGAAAGUCUUGGGUGUUUUUUUGGGGGGGUUUUUUUUUUUUUUUUGCAAUUGUAUUGAAAUGAGUAGUAGUAUAAAGAUAGAGGAAACACAUCAUGUUUAGUGGUCUUGAAAAUGAUAAACUUUUGCAGAAAAGAAAAUAAUUAUGACAACUUGGGCCCUUUCUGGAAAUUUCCAGAUAGUUCCCCACACUCAGAAGAAUGAUUAAGAGAGAGAAUCUGUGACUGGUUAUGAGGAAGGAUGGAAAAUUUUGAAGGACGAGUUGAUUAUGUAAUUUUUAGACUGUGUUGUUUAAAACUGUUGCUGUGAUAUUUUAGUUAUUAAUAACAAUUUGGGGAAAUCUAGUCAGUUCUGGAGAAACAUUUGGCGCUAAUAAGAAAGAAAUGCCACUGUUUGUGAAUUCCCAAGUGGAUGUAAAGACCCAUUCACUUGCUAAGCCUCUUAGGAAACCCAGAGCCGGUUUUACCCUUAACAAGCUGUUGACAGAGUCUGAUCAAGGUACCACCUGGAACAUGUUAACAAUACAAAAAAGUGGAUGUGGAGUCAGACUUUCAAUCCCUUUAUGUCACUCACCAUGUGACCCUGGCAGAUUACCCAUGGAAAAUUUCUAGGGUGUAAAGGUUGUUUUACACACAGUAGCUAUGAUUCUCACUGCUUGGAUGGUAGGAACUCAGAACUCUGAAUACUUCCAGUACUAAUGGCAGCCACAACAGCCUACAAUCAUAGCACACUUACAUAAUACCAGGUACUCCUGCAAAUGCUUCACAUGUAUUAUCUCAUUUAAUUCUUAAAAAGUCCUACAAGGUAGGCACUGAUAUUAAAAUUAGUCCCAUUUUAUAGAUGAAGAAGCCAAGGGAGUUUAGCUAACUUGCCUAAAGUGGCCUUGUAAGCAACAAAGCUGGGCUUUAAACCCAGGCAGGCUGAAUCCAAAGUGGAAUUGCCUUGCCCUACCACCUCCCACCUUCCAGUCACAGGGAAACACAGACAGCAAUACCAAAUACUAGCACUUCCCAACCCUGGUUCCUAAACCGUGUGCCUCAGUUUGCUUGGAGGUCUUGGAAUAAUUUUCAGAGUUUCCAAAAGCUUCAGUGGAAACAUACAAACAUGCAAUUAUUAAUAGACCACAAGUUUUUUAGGUUGGAAUCCACUAUUAACAACAGCUUAGCUCAGGUUUUGAGGAAGCUCUGAUUGGCAAUUGCAUAUACAAAAACAUUGCAGGUUUUUGUUUUCGUUUAAGUGGGCAGAUGAAUCAUUACUUAAUAAAUGCAAUUUAGUGGAGUAGAUCUUUCUGAACAUGUGGCAUAUGGAGGAAGAAUAAAGGGUGCUUGGCUUUGAGGAGGUUGGGCAAUGCUAAUAUACAUGUGUAUGCAUGUUGCCCAAACUGUCGGCCUUCAAAACUCUUCCUUUUAUUUUUAAAUAGCACGAUUCUUUAAUCUGACUUGGAGUCAAUAUAUUUUUCCCUCAUUAUUUAAAAUGUUUUGUUGGCUUUAUGUUUAAUAUUGGAGUGAUCAUUUUAAUAUUGGAUCAUUCAUCAAGUGAUCACAUUCUUAAAACAUGGUCAGGAACUGGGAUGCAGAAUUGCAAGUACUGUAGAUUCCUGGCUAAAAACGUAAGUUAUGCAAAGAAUUGACUUUAAUCUUUUUAAGCUGUGCCCUUGAAUUUUUUUAAAAGAAAAUUUAAGAAUAAGACUCUACUAUCAAAACAAGGGAACAUGGACGAUUUUUUAAAAAACAAACACCUGUCCAUUAUUCGUGCAUUAGCUCCACAUGGCCAGCUUGUGGCAGGCCCUCUCUGAAUACUUUUUCAAUGAGCAGUCCCUGGAUCUUGGAAGAAAGAUGCCAGCGGCCAGGGCCCUUCAUUUAAAGAAGAGGACUGGGUCUUUCGCGUGAAAUAGUUUCUGUGCCACGUUGGGAAAAAUCAAUCUAGGCCUCUCUUGACGGCCAUGGAAAAACACAGGUGACUCCUUAUUCCUGAGCAUUUGAUGCAAUUGAAACAGCACCGGACUCUGCGAAUCCUGUGUGCAGAGUCUGGAACAGGAGCUCACGGACACUUCUGCGGCCCGGGGCCUUGUUCUGACAGUCACCAGGUUGUGUGGCCCAGAGUCCUAACUGCGUUGACCUUCGGCAGGUUCCGAAUUGUGUCCUCCCAGAGGAGGCUGAGGCCGCUGCCUACUUGGUGGGGGGCCCCGGCUGGCCCCUGGGUCAGGCAUGGGGCCUUGCGGGGCCCUCGUAGGUCCCGCCGCCGCCCUCCUGAGGCCUGAUCCUUGGCGCCGCGGUUCCCCCAGCCCCGGGCCCGCAGGGCUGCGGGUCGGGCCGACCUCCUCCCGGACGGGCUGCGUCCUCUGCCCCGCGCCGGGGGCGGGCCGGGCCGGCAGAGCCGAGCCGCCGGCGUCCAUUUUCUGGGCGGUGCUGUGCAGCGCCGCGGCCGGACUCACGGGUCCGGAAGCACCAUGGACCCCCGGGGAAACGCGCCGGCGGCUGAGGAGCCGAGCCCCAUCUUGAUGUGGAAGAAAUGGAGGACUCAGAACCAAGGAUUUCCAAGUGAUUUCUUCCAAAGCACAGGAAUCUAACUCUGUUAAAGCUGGUCCGUUCUAACUGAGGUGUUCUAUGAAUGCUGUACAGCAAUCCACUACAAGUAUGACUGUGCUAGAGAGAAUGGAGAAUUCAGCUGCCACAAAAAUCUGGUCUCUUCGUUCUCAGACUCUGUUGAGGAAAGAAGAUAUGCAGAAAUAACCAUCUGAUAAAUGCAAAAAGAAGAUAUUUUGAUGACAGUCAUGUCCCUUUCCAGGGACCUCAAGGACGACUUUCACAGUGACACGGUGCUCUCCAUCUUAAAUGAGCAGCGCAUUCGGGGCAUUUUAUGCGAUGUCACUAUCAUUGUGGAAGAUACCAAAUUUAAAGCCCACAGCAAUGUUCUGGCAGCUUCAAGCCUGUAUUUUAAAAAUAUCUUUUGGAGCCAUACAAUCUGUAUUUCCAGCCACGUCCUGGAGCUGGACGAUCUCAAAGCUGAAGUGUUUACCGAAAUACUUAAUUAUAUCUACAGUUCCACAGUCGUCGUCAAGAGACAGGAAACAGUCACUGAUCUUGCAGCUGCAGGAAAAAAGCUGGGAAUAUCAUUCUUGGAAGACCUUACCGAUCGCAACUUCUCAAAUUCCCCGGGUCCCUAUGUAUUCUGUAUUACUGAAAAGGGAGUGGUUAAAGAAGAAAAACAUGAAAAAAGGCAUGAAGAACCAGCCAUCACUAAUGGGCCAAGGAUCACAAAUGCAUUUUCCAUCAUCGAAACAGAAAAUAGUAAUAACAUGUUUUCCCCGCUGGACUUGAGGGCAAGUUUCAAAAAGGUCUCUGACUCCAUGAGAACAGCUAGCCUUUGCCUGGAGAGGACGGACGUCUGCCACGAGGCAGAGCCUGUCCGCACACUCGCUGAGCACUCAUACGCUGUUUCUUCCGUAGCUGAGGCUUACAGAAGUCAGCCUGUACGUGAACAUGAUGGCAGUUCACCUGGUAACACAGGGAAAGAAAAUUGCGAAGCCCUUGCAGCAAAACCGAAAACAUGUCGGAAGCCAAAGACAUUCUCCAUACCACAGGAUUCUGAUUCAGCCACAGAAAAUAUACCACCCCCUCCAGUAUCCAACUUAGAGGUUAAUCAAGAAAGAAGUCCACAGCCAGCUGCCGUUCUCGCUCGUUCAAAAUCUCCAAACAAUGAAGGAGAUGUCCAUUUUUCCAGGGAAGAUGAAAAUCAAUCUUCUGAUGUUCCCGGGCCGCCGGCAGCAGAGGUUCCACCUCUGGUGUACAACUGUAGCUGCUGUUCCAAAGCCUUUGACAGCAGCACUCUGCUCAGUGCCCACAUGCAGCUUCACAAGCCGACCCAGGAGCCUUUAGUGUGCAAGUAUUGCAACAAACAGUUCACCACCCUGAACAGGUUGGAUCGGCAUGAACAGAUCUGCAUGAGGUCAAGCCACAUGCCCAUUCCUGGAGGAAACCAAGGCUUUUUAGAAAACUACCCUACCAUUGGACAAAAUGGAGGUUCAUUCACAGGUCCAGAACCUUUAUUAUCUGAAAAUAGGAUUGGUGAAUUUUCCAGUACCGGAAGUACUUUGCCAGACACGGACCACAUGGUUAAAUUUGUUAAUGGGCAAAUGCUCUAUAGUUGUGUUGUGUGCAAACGUAGUUAUGUGACCUUAUCUAGCCUCCGAAGACAUGCAAAUGUUCACUCCUGGAGAAGAACAUAUCCUUGCCAUUACUGCAACAAAGUAUUUGCAUUGGCUGAGUACAGGACAAGGCAUGAAAUUUGGCAUACGGGAGAAAGACGAUAUCAGUGCAUUUUCUGUCUUGAAACUUUCAUGACCUACUAUAUACUCAAAAAUCAUCAGAAGUCUUUCCAUGCCAUCGAUCAUAGACUUUCCAUCAGUAAAAAAACAGCAAAUGGAGGCUUGAAGCCUAGUGUCUAUCCAUAUAAACUUUAUAGGCUACUGCCUAUGAAAUGCAAAAGAGCCCCUUAUAAGAGCUACCGAAAUUCUUCCUAUGAAAAUGCACGAGAAAACAGUCAAAUGAAUGAGUCUGCACCUGGUACCUAUGUUGUUCAGAAUCCACACAGCUCUGAAUUACCUACGCUGAAUUUCCAAGAUACUGUAAACACCCUGACCAACAGUCCAGCCAUCCCAUUGGAAACAUCUGCAUGUCAGGACAUACCCACUUCUGCCAAUGUACAAAAUGCAGAGGGCACCAAAUGGGGAGAGGAGGCAUUGAAAAUUGAUCUUGACAAUAACUUUUAUUCAGCUGAGGUGUCAGUUUCUUCCACUGAAAAUGCUGUCAGUUCUGACCUCCGGGCAGGGGAUGUACCUGUUUUAUCUUUGAGUAAUAGUCAAAGUGAGAAUGCCGCCUCUGUGAUCAGCUACAGUGGCUCUGCACCCUCGGUCAUUGUACACAGCAGCCAGUUUUCAUCGGUGAUCAUGCACAGCAAUGCCAUUGCUGCCAUGACCAGCAGCAACCACAGAGCCUUUUCAGACCCAGCUGUCAGUCAGUCCCUGAAAGAUGACAGUAAGCCUGAGCCAGAUAAAGUGGGUAAGUUUGCAAGCAGACCCAAAAGCAUUAAGGAGAAAAAGAAAACGACAUCACAUACCAGGGGAGAAAUACCGGAGGAGUCAAAGUACGUUGCCGAUCCUGGAGGAUCAUUGAGCAAAACCACAAAUAUUACUGAAGAAACCAGUAAAAUUGAAACCUACAUUGCAAAACCUGCUCUGCCGGGAACCUCCACAAAUAGUAAUGUUGCACCCCUUUGCCAAAUAACAGUGAAAAUUGGAAACGAAGCCAUUGUGAAAAGGCACAUCCUAGGAUCUAAAUUGUUUUAUAAAAGAGGGAGAAGACCCAAGUAUCAGAUGCAGGAGGAGCCUUUGCCACAGGGGAAUGACCCGGAACCCAGUGGAGACAGCCCACUCGGGCUUUGCCAAUCCGAGUGCAUGGAGAUGAGUGAAGUGUUCGAUGACGCAAGUGACCAGGAUUCCACUGACAAACCGUGGCGCCCUUACUACAACUACAAACCCAAAAAGAAAUCCAGACAGUUGAGAAAAAUGAGGAAAGUCAACUGGAGGAAGGAGCACGGAAACAGGAGCCCGAGCCAUAAAUGUAAAUACCCAGCAGAACUGGAUUGCGCUGUGGGGAAGCCUCCUCAGGAUAAACCCUUUGAGGAAGAAGAAACUAAAGAGAUGCCCAAGCUGCAGUGUGAACUCUGUGACGGAGACAAAGCAGCGGGGGCUGGAAACCAAGGAAGGCCCCACCGACAUCUUACUUCUCGGCCAUACACCUGCGAGCUCUGCGCCAAGCAGUUCCAGAGCCCUUCCACACUCAAAAUGCACAUGAGAUGUCACACCGGGGAGAAGCCAUACCAGUGCAAGACCUGCGGACGGUGCUUUUCGGUGCAAGGAAACUUACAGAAACACGAACGCAUCCACCUGGGCUUGAAGGAGUUUGUCUGUCAGUAUUGCAACAAGGCGUUCACCUUGAAUGAGACCCUCAAAAUCCAUGAAAGAAUCCAUACUGGAGAAAAGCGUUACCACUGUCAGUUCUGCUUUCAGAGAUUUUUGUAUCUCUCCACCAAAAGGAAUCAUGAGCAGAGGCAUAUUCGGGAGCAUAAUGGGAAGGGCUAUGCCUGCUUCCAGUGCCCCAAAAUUUGCAAAACAGCUGCUGCCCUUGGAAUGCACCAAAAGAAACACUUAUUCAAAAGCCCAAGUCAGCAGGAGAAAAUAGGUGACAUGUGCCACGAAAACUCAAAUCCCUUGGAGAAUCAACAUUUCAUUGAUUCAGAAGACAAUGACCAAAAGGAUAACAUACAAACCGGUGUGGAAAAUGUUGUCCUUUGAGUGGCAAGAGUUAGAAAAAUCUUCAAAAAUAUAGUUGGUGGGUUUUUUUUUGUUAUGAUUUAAGUUUAGUUUAAUUUUAUUCACAUAACAGUCAUGAAGGAGUGAAAUUUAAAAACAAAACAAAAAAACACUCAUUUGUGAAAAUUCCAGAAAAAGGAUCCUAAUAUCUACUUUGGGUUUUAGCAUUAACUUUAUGCAAAGUGCACAAAAACAUAAUAGCUGACUCCUCCAGCAUCCCAAGUUUCUUGUGAAAGUUAAUGAAGUUCUUAGCUGUGGUAUUUCUACCAGUGAAAAAAGGAGUUUAAUUUUAGCCUAGUUUGAAACUUUCUAAUAAUUGCUAAUAUGAACUGGCUGCUGAACUGUCUUUAGUCACUGGAGAAAAUGAAGAUGGCAUCUUCGUAAAUAUGUUAUGUGGUAAUGAGCUGUGUGACGGUCUUUAUUCCCAUCUGGCUUCUGCACUAUUAAAAUUUGUUUAAAUUAAUGGAUACACAUGAAAUACUUAAACAAUAUAACUGAAAUUAUGUGCAUAAUGAGUAACCUAAAGUAGGACAUUCAUACAUUAUGUAGAACUACUUUUCUGCAACACAAACCUUGUAAAAUACAUAUAUAAAUCACUAUAACUUUUAACUGUCCAUAUCCCCUGUAGAGAAUUAUGAGGAGCAAUAGAUCUGCAAAUAAUGAGGACUGAUGUAAAAAUCAGUAGAAAGCAUUUUGAAUAUGAUUUCAGAGCAUGUGAAUGCUUUUAGAUGGAAUGCUGUUCCCUUGAAGUUAUGGCUGAGCUGUUCUUAGAACUGGUCUACUCAAUUCACAGAAAACAUAGGUCAUGCCUUAUCUAUGGGGGAACACCCUCCCAGAAUUUACCUGUGAUUGCCUGUGCUACAUAUUACUUUGCAAUGGCCUCAUCUCAGAGAAUGAAAGAGGGUCACAUUCUUCUGAAACUCUCUGCAGUCUUCCAACCACCACAAGGCCAUGGAUGUGGGGGGUCUAUUCCAGACAGACUUAAGGGUUCAAGUGGAAGCUGCCAUCUCCCAUUCCACUGAAGGGAUUUAGUGCAAGGUACACUGCAGUAGUGAAUUCCCAGGCACUUGAAAGUGACUGCCUAAUCCCUAGUAAUUGUAAUUACUAGCCUUCUUGGAGAUUAUGCAGCCCACAAGUACAGACUAGUAUAAUAAAGCAAAAGGGCAAAGGAACCCCCACCCUCCACCCCACCCAUUAAUGACUUGAGUGGGCAAGAAGAAGUGAUGGCCUUCCUUGCCUAAAACAAUAGCCUUGUUUUUAGGGGAUGGAAAGGUAGAAUGUGGAGUGACAUGGUUCUAUCGUUUACUUAUGAGACUCAGAAAUAUAUCUACAAAGCCAGAUGCUCUGUCGUCAUAUUUGCAGACAUCUACACCCCUUGCUAAAAACCCACUGAAGUUUUUUUAAUGUUCUUUUACACUGACCCACACCAUCAACAUUACCCUCAAAUCUAAUUGCCCUACAUCAUAUUCUAUCAUGUGGACCAGGUUCCUGGAAAGCUGGAAUGCAUGAUUCUUUUUUAAACUGCCAGAAUAGGAGGGAGAGAAAACAUUUCUACCCUUUGAUCACCGGUGUGAACAGAAUCCGGAAUGCAGUUUCAGCCUGACCUGCAGUCAUUCAUGUUCAUUGGAUUUGACGGAUGGUUAUCAAAGAUUGGAAGGUUAUCAUUGUGCAGAAGUAGCUUAAAGGACUCCGGUUUCCCUCUACAAGUGUGAUGUCUCCAUGAAGAAGAUUUAGUAUGGAUUUGGGUGGGUAAGAAAGCAUUUAAACACCCAGGAAAGGACAUGAUUAAAGUUGACCUUUUAAUACUGUAGUACCUUGCUGUUAAGUAACCCCACUAUUGUAUCUGCAUUUAUCUUUUGUUCAUCUACUUUCACUUACAUACAGUAUUAUAUAAGUAGAGAAAAAUGGGAAAAUGCAAGCAAAUUCAACUUUAUUUUAUACAUUGUAUAUAUGUAUACCCUACACUAUUCAUUUGGGUUUUGUUAGAUAGUCACAAAGGGCUUAUGAAAAUCAUUUUUGAAUUGAUAAUUAGAACAUUGAAUAAGCAAUCCUAUGAUCCACUAAUUUGUUUUAUCAGUUAAUAAUAUGAAUCAAAGAUAAUUAGUGUGUACUCUAGUCAUUUUGAUUUCAGUUAACCCCAAAUAUAAAAUUACCUGUAGUGAUGUCUCUCUCCCAGCCCUUACAUGUGGAUAUUUUUUAAGUGGGACUUGUAUGCUGAUAAUUCUAGACCAAAGUAAAUAUGGCAGAAUAUUUAUACAUGAAAAAAUAAUUUUGCAAAUAUUUUCUAUAAUUGUAUUCAUUUAAAAUGUUGAUAGCUUGUGUUAGUUUCAGGGAGGGGUGUAUAUUUUGAUAAAAAAAAUACUUGACUUUGUAAUUCUGUAUAUUCUAUACAAUUUAUAGCAGAGCCGUUUUAAGACAGCCUGGUCACUUUUUUUGUUAAUUGUGAAAAUUUUAUUGAGUGAUGUUUAAGUAUGCAUUGAGUACAUGACCAACUAGAAUUAAAGUAAGUGUAAACAGUGAACAUACUGUAUGCUGUACAAGAUAUAAUGUAACUUGCUGUUUUAGCAUCUGUAUUUUGGUUAGAAGAUAUUAUUAAAUGCAGAUGUUAAGGAUUGGAAAAGUCUAAUUUUAUUUUUAGAAAUAAUGGAUAUAAAUUUGUUUUUGCUUGAUUAAAAUAGCUUAUUCCUAUAUUAAGUCUCUUUUUAAAUGUUUUAAUGUUAUUUCUUUCGUGCAGCUAUUUCAUCUGAGUCACAGCUUUGUUUCCACGUAUUAUUCAUUCGGUAUAUUUCUGUUUCCUUACUUGUUUACAUUCCGUGGUACCUACUUACAUGCUUAGGAGUCAAAUGGAUUAUGACAUUAGGAAAAAAGCAGAAUAAAAGAGAUUGAAGUCUUCUGA